This is a messenger RNA of Neurospora tetrasperma FGSC 2508, 429 nucleotides long. RefSeq lists its product as uncharacterized. The record is from RefSeq and is a predicted model, not a curated record. The coding region runs from base 1 to 429 and encodes 142 amino acids. The transcript is spliced from 3 exons. Lineage: Eukaryota; Fungi; Ascomycota; Sordariomycetes; Sordariales; Sordariaceae.
AUGGCCCUGGCUGUCAUGUCAAUGAAUCGAGAUCCUGCACGGUGGACGAGCGUGGAGCUGGCGGAACACGAUGUUGAGAAGGAGAUUUCUGAAAGUGACAACCAUACCCUCGGAAUGACGGUCCUCCCCCUGUCUCGCACUGCCAGUGAGAAGGUUUCAGCCGUCAGACAACAAGUCGAAUCGGGUUACACGGGAACUCCUACAUCCAUCAACCAAAUCACCCAUCGGCACAAGUGGGUCAUGCCUCUCUGGGCUCUUUUUGCAUCGAGACCACCAUCAUCCAGGUCGGAUACGCCAAAAUGGGGUCCAAUUGAUGACAUUUCUCUGAGCCACUCUUUAUCUAAAACACGGUGGCUGGCGAAUGCCUCCUUUCCACCUAAGAAGCAAGUCGGCCAAGGGCCAAUGGGCCAGCAGGAGGCUUCGUCAUAG